CCGCGUCCGUUGAAAUCAGGAGUUUGGAAUAACAAACUGUGCCUGUCAGAAAGUAUUUCACUCCGGGCACGGUGUGGCAGCAAAACAUUUUGUGUGUAUGCAAUCUGAAAAUACUACGUAGGAUCAAGAUGGAGGCUGGGGAACUGGAGUUUUUGAGGGACCAAGUUCGGCGCUUGAAUGCAGAGCUGCAGCACUACCAGGAGAGGUUCAUUGCCUUAAACGAAAGUGAAAAGGCAACUUUACAAAAACCAGGAGAUCCUCCAGCUCCAUGGCUGACCAGCAAAAAUUUGUUAUCACCUCUUAUUGCUGAGUAUGACCAUCAACUAGCAUCACUUCGUAAGCAGCUUAACACAUACAAGGUAGAACAUUUGGAGUUAGCAGGAAAGAUUGACAGGCUUGUGAAUGAAAACAACAGGUUGCAUCGUGAAUUGAAAUCCAGCAUAGAGGGUCAGUUGGAGGCGGUACAGCAGGUCUCCAGAGCAGACACCAGCGUACUGGAGGAGCAGAAGCUCAUCGAGAAUCUACAAAAGCAGAUAACUCUUCUUACACAAGAGAAGGAUUCAGCUGUGGAAAUGUGGCAAGAAUCGGUUCUGGAAGUGGACAGACUUGCAAAGGACCAUAGAGAUCUACUGAGCAGUACAGAGGCCCAGACUCAAAGAUUUCAAGCAAUUCAGGAGAAAGGUUCAGCUAUGAUGAAUCAGAAUCAAGGUUUGGCUACUAGCAAUCAAAAACUUGAAAUGGCCAGUCAGCAUUUACAGCAGGUGAUUGCAUCUCAGUCUCAGGAGCUGGAGUCACUCCGAGAUCACUUAAAGAAAUCCCGGGCUGACCUGAGAACAGCCAGCCUACAACUUGCAGACGCCAGGAAUACGUCCGACCAACUCAAGGAGGAAAAACAAAUCAAGGAAAGGGAAACACAGCAGGCCAAAGGGAGAGAGGAAUCCGCUGAUAACAGACUGACCCAACUACAAGCCAUUGUUAUGGACCUAGAACACAGAUUAACCAAUUUAGCGGAAGAUAAUGCCAAACUGCUUGUCACCAAGAAGGAACAGGAAGAGCGAGUCAAGUCAUUUCAUCACAAAUGUGGUAAAGCAGAGAGGCGUGAGCAUGAAGCACUGGCUCAGGUUCGAGACAGCAUCCAGAUGGUAGAGAAUGCUCUCUUGGAGAAGGACGAGGCACUUGUGCGAGAGCAGCAAAAGACUCAGGAGUUAGGUCGACUCCAGGUGGCGCUGUCUAAGCUGAUCAAUGAGGCAGGCAAGAGGACCAGGCUGGAGGUGGAUAAUGUCAGGAAGCAGUGUAAUACCAACAUCGGCAAACUCAUGGAGGAGAUUCAGAGUCUGGAGAUGGAAACUGCAGAAAAACAAGCAGAAAACGAGAGAGCAAUGAGGGAGAAAAGAGCAGUGGAACAAGAACUUGAGACUGUAUAUAGAGAGGGUGCCAAGGGUCCUGAUGACCAUCUAUACCAAGAGCUACAAGGACGUCUUAAUAUCGCAGAGAGGAUGCGAGCUGAGGCUAUGGUACAGGUGCAGAAACUGGAGAAAGCUAUGCACAGAACACAAAACAGUCAUGAAGAGGAGAAAUCCCAAAGCCUCUUGAUCAAUGAGCAGCUGAAACAGCGACUGGACAAAGUGUCUAAGGAAUGUGAAGCCAUAUCUGAGGAGCGGCUACGACUGACGGAGGUCGUUGAUGAUUAUAAGAAACGUCUCCUUAUGGCCCAGAAAGAGAAGAAGGGAGCCGAGAGGAAAUGCCUGACACAGAUGACGGGGGUUAACCAGGAGAUGAGUCAGAUGAGGGCGGAGUAUGAAGCCAGGCUGGAGGGCGUGGAGCAGGGAAGCAACCGCGCCAUGAAGGAACUCAGAGAAAUGUUGUCAGCUCAACAAAGAAUGAGUGCCAAAUGGAGGGAGGAGUCCAAAACACUUGCCAAGAAGUUUGAAUCAAAAGUCAAUGACCUAAGAUCAGAGAUUUCAAUGCAUAAAAGUCGCUCAGAAGAGCUGACGACACAGCUCGGUCAACAGAGGGCACUGUUCCUGGAGAGUGAACAGAGACAGAGUGGAGAAGCAAGCAACCUACGUAAACUCAACCAAAAACUUGCUGAUACAGAACUCAGGGCUGCUACAGCAACCAAAAAGCUUUCUGAGCAGUUGUUGAGAGAGAAGAGAUUGCUACAAGACAGGAAACACUUACAGAAUGAACUGGAGAAGCUGAAGCUAGAAGCCAGUAGGACAAACAGAUUAUCUGAGCAAAUCCACCUGUCGGACUUGGACACCAGGCAAGAUGGCGGAGGAGGGUUAGCCUCCCAUCGAAUGCUGAACGGCAAAUCAACGGUAACCUUCGGACACCAUUAUAACGUAAAUGGCAAUAACAUCAAUGGAGGGGCUGCGGCCAGUGGGGGCACCGGUAGCCAUGCAAGCAGUGUCCGCAGCGUGCGGUCAUCGUCAUCGAUUGGGAGUGGAAACUCUACCCCGGAUUACCUCAAAUGAAAGCUGACAGUAACAAACGUGAUUGGACAAGGAGAGUUGAAAAGAUAGAUUGGCAGUCCUGUAUGCCUCGUUUUUGAAAGGGCAAGGACACCAAGGCAUUUUCUCCUUGAUAAA
This is a messenger RNA of Asterias rubens (European starfish), 2591 nucleotides long. RefSeq names its product sodium channel and clathrin linker 1-like. Gene Ontology annotation, biological process: cilium assembly; clustering of voltage-gated sodium channels; centrosome cycle. Lineage: Eukaryota; Metazoa; Echinodermata; Asteroidea; Forcipulatida; Asteriidae. The transcript is spliced from 23 exons. The record is from RefSeq and is a predicted model, not a curated record. Gene Ontology annotation, cellular component: centriole; centrosome. Bases 129 to 2477 code for a protein of 782 amino acids.